AGAACCCUCAGUAGGAAAACAGCUGUGUCGGGGACUCUACGUUCCCGGUUGUAAUAUUGUGUACGAUUGUGACUAGUGAGUGAAGCAUUGUGAUUGUGUUUGUGACAUAAGAAUGUUUCUUAGGUGACGAGUUGAGACGAAAUGUAAGAGCGUUCUAGUGUUGUGAUGGAGUUUGAUUUUUGUGUUUAUUUUUGUGUGUGACUUUGAAAUAAAGUUGAAACGAUGGGGACAUUGAAUUGUGAAGUAUUUAUUGUUACUGCUUUGUUACUGGGAUGGAUUGGUGAUUCCAUAGCCCUUCGUGAUGUGGAGCUGAUAGCACCUUCCGCAGUGAAACUUGGCGAUACCGUUCUCUUAGGUUGUAAAUGGACAUUAGAAGGAAACGAGACGCUCUAUAGUGUCAAAUGGUACCGGGGACGCAAAGAGUUUUUCAGCUAUUUACCCAAAGAGUACCCGUUCACGAGGAUCUUCGCUCAACCUGGGAUUGAUGUUGAUGUAUCUCGCUCGACGUCGCAGCAGGUUGUGUUACGUGGAGCCACACGAGCGCUAGCUGGUCGGUUUCGUUGCGAGGUCUCGGCUGACGCGCCAUCUUUCCACACCCAAGUGCGAUCAGCUUUCAUACACGUUGUUGAAUUGCCUCCUGAGAAACCAACUAUAAAAGCAGAGAAGGGUUGGUAUGCUUCAGGCGAUUCUCUUCGUGCACAAUGUGUCUCACCCCCCGCUGACCCUCCCGCCAAUCUUACCUGGUUGUUGAAUGGAAAAGAUAUUCAAGGGAAGCCAAUGAUCCAACAAAGGAUAUUGCCGAGCCCGGCGGUGUCUAUACCUCUGAUAAGUCGUACAACCUCCCCUCCAGAUGAGAAUACGAAUAUCAUAUUUAGUCCCUGGAAGGCUUUUGGACCCUUCGUGGACACCAUGCAGGAUGGUGAUCUACAACCCAGUCAAGAUACAGUUCUACUUCCAGCCUCAAAAACACACGACAGUCUGGAUGAAGAUGUAACGGACCCUACACCUACUAGAGAAACUACGAAUAAGGUUGCAUCAGUCAGCCAACUAUCAUUUCUCGUACGACCGGACAGCUUCGAACGUGGUCAGCUUCGUCUAACGUGUGUCUCUACAGUCCACUCCGUGUACAGUGAGAGAGCAGAGCUGGUGAUCAACGAGGAGCGACCGCAGAUUGCAUCUGUUCUUGGUACAAGAGAUAGCUCCUGUGGAAAUGCAGCAUCGCGUUUACUUAUUUCGAUCUGCAGCUUGGUCGCUACAUUUGAAAUUAUGAUCAGGGUUCUGCGAUGAUGCCUAGCGUUGAUAUUAAUUAUUUGUACUGUACAUAAUAUCUAGAUGAGAAUGUAGUGUGUAUUUAUUAAAACUUAGUUUAUGAUGAAACUAAUUACCUAAGUCUGUUAACAUUCUCUCUAUAGCUGGUCUAUGAUCAAUAUUAUGGUGCCUGACUUACCUAUGUUGUUGACACUGUUAUUGGAAUGUGACGUACGAUUGAAACAACCUUAAAUAAAAUUAAAACGGAUAGUAUUUAUAGAUAUAAUGUUAAAUCUACAUUUUCUUCCCUACCAGCAAUACAAUCAAAAAUAAUAGUGGCAAGCUUCAAGGGGAUAUCUAGUGUUACUAAUGUCGCACAAAUUGUUAUUCGCAAAUAGUUGGGUUGUACCUAUUAACAUUAUAUCCGUAAAUACUUUGUGAUCGUUUAAGUUCUAUCGAAAAUAAAUCUAGUAUAGCAAAUCAAAUUAUUUAUAAUUGAAUUCAAAUUCGUAGACAUAAUUUUUGUAGGACGUGUGCAUGAGUAUAUAUACACGUCGUUCAUUUGUCAUGUGCAAGGCACAGACCGCAUUAUGAAAAAUAUUAUUUUUCAUUAGUUCUCUUUUAAAAUUCUUUCAUUUCUCCUACAUAUGCUUAACGAGUCAACUCUUAAUAAUAAAAAUAGCUAAUUUUCUCAAUGUGUCAAUCAUGUGUAUGUAACCGUGCGGUUAUACCUAUAUAAUGCUGCAUAAGGCUCAAAAUAUAUUAAAUGCAUAUUGUAUUAUAUUGAUGAGUGAAUAGCAAUGAACACAAUAUUAUGUUUUUAAUUUUAGUAUUAUGUAUUAUUCAUUAAAAUAAUGGUGUUAUUAAUUAAUCUUAUAUAUUGAAUUAUAUAUUCUAAAAUACUAAUAUGUAAUGUUCAUUUGUAUUGAGACAAAUCAUUAUUUGUAUGUUUAAUUUUAAAGAUGAGAUAUAAUUAUUUUUAAAUUGUUUCUUUUUAAGAAAUAAUCAAGGAAGAAGGCUAAUUGGAAAUCGAUUUUUGGAUGUAUAUGAUUAUUGGAAAAACCGUAUUCUAACUUACCUACAAGUUACAAAAUAUUAUGGGUAUGAAGUAUGUGUAUUGUGCAUGCAAUGCGAUGAAUUUAUCCGUUGUACACCAUUUGUGAGUCUAAAUUCUAUUAUAUCAGAUUAGUCUAAAUUAUCUUGGAGCAUAACAGUACCAAAAUUUGGUGAUUAAACCUAUAUUAUAUCGAAGAGAUAAUUGCAAGGACUUUAAGGUUGAAAAAAUAAUAAAAAAUAUUUUAAAGAACGACAAACAUUACACAUAAUUAUAAAGAGGCUGUGUUUAUUAAACUGUAUAUUUAGGUUAGUAGUAUGUUAUAUUUAUGUAAGUAAUAAAGCAUUAAAUUUAUUUAAUUUUAUUGUUAGAUUUGUUUUUCAUGAUAGCUUAUUCUUUCAAAACAUGACAUCUAACUUGACAUGAAAUAAAAAAUUAAGUAACAUGUUCGUUUAAAAGUGGGGCUGGCGUUUUAUGAUUAUAAAAUAUUGUGGUUUUUUUGUGCCAAGAACGAGACGGAGAAGACACACAUACUUACAGAGAUGUAGAUGUAGAGAGAGAAGAUGGCUCUUCUAGAAAUUUCAUUAUUUUUGACGGAAAUAUCUUUAAACAAAUAAACUUACUGGUCACCUGAUGUUAAGUCAUCACCGCUGCCCGAGUUCUCUUGUAACACCAGAGGAUUCACAGGAGUGUUGCCGACCUUUCAGACAGGUGUACGUGCUGUUUUUGAAGAUACCCGUGUCGUAUCAUCCUGGAAACAGCGCACAAGGAAGCUCAUUUCAGAGCUUUAUUGUAUGAGGAAGAGUUUCUUGAAAAUAAACCGCACUGAAUGCCACACUUCCAGUUGGUGGGGACGAUAUCCUCAAUAUCCAAGUGUUGUUAGUACAUUCCAGCCUCACUCAUGAAUUUCUCUAAUAGUCUUAGAUGAAAUAAACGGCAGUGCAUUCCAAUGAUAUAAUUAGCGGGAACAAUUACCUGCCAUUAAGUCACUACGUUCAUCCAAUAAGUGUUUGAUUUAAAAAAUAUUUUAAAUUAUUUUAUGCAACAAAAGCACACAUUUUUCAAAACUAAAUAAAAGGUCACAUUAUAUCGCAUAAUAUGAAAAUCUAGUUCAAAUUAUUUACGUUCUUCACUAUUUGGUACAGAAUCUAUUUGAAAAUACAACGAAAUGGAAUUAUGUAUAUUAUUAUGAUAUAUUAUUUUAAGUAAGUUUUCUAUAAUUUAACAUUCAAUAAAAAUAUGACUUAAAAUAAAUACGCUAUUAUAACAUUUUCUGUAAAUAAUUAUGUUAUUGUAAUGUAAUAUAUUAUGUAGUGUUUAAAUAAAAACUAAAUACCGUAGCUGAGGUUGUAAUUAUUUUAAAUACCUAUUUUAAUAGAGCUCGAGAGAGACGAGACGAGCAUGACGUUCAGCGUAUACGCCCUGCCCAUUACAUUAUGUACUGCCGCUCAGGAUUCUUGAAAAACCCGAAAAUUCUGAGCGGCACAAUAAUUGUGCUCGUCACCUUGAGACAUAAGAUGUUAAGUCUCAUUUGCCCAGUAAUUUCACUAGCUACGGCGCUCUUCAGACCGAAACACAAUAAUUGUUACACAUUACUGCUUCACGGCAGAAAUAGGCGCCUUUGUGGUACCCAUAACCUAGCGGGCAUCCUGUGCAAAGGAGGACUCGUAAGCUAGGUAGAGCUGGGCGAAGCUGUGCAAAUCUAGUAGCCCAUGUAUAUCAGAGUACCCCAUGUAAAAUAAGUGAAGUUAAUUUUGAUCCAAUUAAUAAAUGCUUCGUAAUUUAAUUUAUUCUGGUGUUUUAUUACGCCAUAUUAAUAUGCAGAACUAGUAUAGACUAGGCCAAACUAGUUUAUCCUGAAGUGUCCUUAUUAAUUUAAGGCUCCACUAGUUCAGCCUGGGCUAAACGGGUUUGUUCUAAGGAAUGUUGGAAAAACUAGUUUAACCUAGUCUGUACCGGUUUAUCCCAUCGCCUACAGGAUCAACUGUUAGUAUAUUACCGACCAUAGACUUUGAAUAUACUAGCGUAUAGACGAUCUGACAGCCCGAUAAUAAGUAACCAAUUUCGAUUUGUUAAUGUAUGAGUUAGCUAGUGGUUUAAUAUUCAAAAUAGCCAACCAUUCCUGAGGCCAUGUCUGCCAACAUCACCUACCGUAACAAUAGAUUCGCUUACCUUUUCUAUCUUGCCGUAUCUCCGUUACAAAUGUUCUCUCUCGCACGCUUUUGUUUAUUCGCUAUAUUAUAUUGUAGGUCUAUGGUACUGACACAUUGCUAGUAGCAAGAUACUAUUAAUAAGCAUUGCUAGUAAUGAGCAUGCUUAAUUCGGGCAUGCUUUAGAAUGAAAUGUUUUUCAAGCAUGCUUACUUCCUACCUGAGGCACGGGUGGAAGAGUGGGUGCUCCGGGCGCGUCUUCACAGGUUUGCUUAUAAGAUAAUUGAUUCGCUCGAUGCAAGCAACUGCUAACAGCUGCAGUGCAUGUUUAAAAACCAUGUUCUCGUGGAAG
Molecule: messenger RNA, 4804 nt
Organism: Leptidea sinapis
Lineage: Eukaryota; Metazoa; Arthropoda; Insecta; Lepidoptera; Pieridae
Exons: 10
Coding region: 223-1287 (354 amino acids)
Source: RefSeq, a predicted model, not a curated record